Messenger RNA from Nerophis lumbriciformis (worm pipefish), 3029 nucleotides. RefSeq names its product phosphatase and actin regulator 1 (gene phactr1). Gene Ontology annotation, molecular function: actin binding. NCBI's taxonomy places the organism in Eukaryota, Metazoa, Chordata, Actinopteri, Syngnathiformes, Syngnathidae. The record is from RefSeq and is a predicted model, not a curated record. Gene Ontology annotation, biological process: stress fiber assembly; cell motility.
CGGGUCGUCUGUGGACGCUGCCUGCCUGGCCGGCUCUGGACAUGGCGGCAGCGGCCCCGGAAGAUGAGGACCGCCGACCCAUCCGGAGGGUCCGAUCCAAGAGUGACACGCCUUACAUCAAUGAAGCGAGGAUCUCUUUGCACCUGGAGACAGCUGAGGAAGUGGAGAGGCUGGCAGCAAUGCGCUCGGACUCACUGGUACCUGGCACACACACACCUUCAAUUAGGCGGCGAAGUAAAUUUGCCACCUUAGGGCGUCUCUUUAAACCCUGGAAAUGGAGAAAAAAGAAGAGUGAAAAGUUCAAGCAGACCUCUGCUGUGCUAGAGAGGAAAAUGUCCACACGGCAAAGCAGAGAAGAGCUCAUCAAGAAAGGAGUGCUGAAGGAAGUUUACGAUAAAGACAGCUCAUCCUUUUCUACACGGGAGGAGGAGAAGCUGCAGAAUGGUCAAUCUGCGGCGAUUGGAUGCAGCUCGUCAGAGUCAGAAGGCGCUGAGCCGAUGGAAGGCGCAAUAGCAACAGGAGGCUCUCAAGAUUUUGAGAUUACCAGUGAGGGUACAACUCAGCAGGACCACACCCAGAAUUUAAACCAGGCUUUUCCAACAAAGAAGCCUUCUUUAUAUCCAGGGGAUGAUGUUGAAUCAUCACUCCAAAGAUCUCCUAUGUUACACAAGCAACCACCUGCACUACCACCCAAACCUUUCACCAGGAUAACAAAUCACAACACAGAUGGCACCCCGGUAAAGUUGCCGUGCAUGUCGGUGAAGUUAUCUCCUCCUCUACCUCCAAAGAAGCUCAUGAUCUCCGUACCUGCAGGGAGCAUGGAACCCUCUGUACUCGCCUUCCAGAAGUGCUCUGCCCCUUCCAGCCAUGUUCCUGUGGGUGGGCACUCCCUUCACUAUGGGACACUUCCUAUCCACCCGCCCAGCAGAAUUAUCGAAGAACUCAACAAGACCCUUGCCCUGACCAUGCAGAGGUUUGAGAGUUCUGUAUUGCGUGCUGUUCCCACACUGAUGAUCGAUUGCGACAACAAAGAGAAUCUUCCGAACGAAGCAGAUUGCGAGGAUCUACCGGUUAUGUACGAGGACGACGAAGAAGACUUUGAAGAGGAGAACGAAGAGGUGGACGACGAAAAGGAUGAGGACGAAGACGACGAUGAUGAUGAUGAUGAAACUUUGUUUAUAAGCACACUGGCCCUGAAGGUGUUACGAAAAGACUCUCUUGCAAUAAAACUGAGUAAUCGUCCAUCGAAAAGAGAGCUGGAAGAGAAGAACAUUCUACCGCUGCAGUCGCAUCAGGAGAGGCUUGAGUUCCGACAGCAAACUGCGACCAAACUCACCAGGCGGCUGAGUCAACGUCCAUCUGCAGAGGAACUGGAACAGAGGAACAUCCUGAAACCACGGAAUGAUACAGAUGAACAAGAGGAGAAGAGGGAGAUCAAGAGACAUUUGUCCAAAAAGCUCAGCCAAAGGCCCACAGUGGAGGAGCUGAGAGAAGCAAAGAUCCUCAUUCGGUUUAGUGACUACGUGGAGGUCGCAGAGGCUCAGGACUAUGACAGGAGAGCCGAUAAGCCCUGGACGAGACUAACAGCUGUGGACAAGGCUGCCAUAAGGAAAGAGUUGAAUGAAUUUAAAAGCACAGAGAUGGAAGUGCAUGAGUCGAGUCGACACUUCACCAGGUUCCAUCGGCCAUAAACUGAAGUGGGAGCUUGGUGGUAUUUCUCCUCCCACACCAGUGAACAGGAGUGAACACCGUUGACUGCUCCAUGCUGCCCUUAUUCUGCGGAACACCUCUCUGGUGGUCGCAGACAACUGGCAGGCUGCCGAAAGACGAUACCCUUCUGGAUUAGCAUCUUUUUUCAGUAGAGUUUUUAAAUUUCUUCAUAUUUGAAAAAAAAAAAAAAAAACUAAAUUUUUUUUAUGAUUGUGAACUUUGCACUUUUCUUUAUGAACAUGUUAUUUGAAGUCAAUCUGCCAAUUCUGACGAGUUUGAGGAGGAAGACUGGACUUAAAAACUGAUUUUAGAAUAUUGAUACACUGUAUCAAUUAUUUGUAAGGUCAAGCUUAAGUAUUUUAACUAAGACAGAGAUAAGUAUUUUCUAAAAAAAACAAAAAAAAAAAAAAACAAGUGUUACAAUUGCACUAUGUUGGCAAUUGUCCCACGGUAGUUGGACACAAAAGGUUGAAUAUAGUAAGACUCCACUUAACUAUUGUUACCUUUAUUAAGUACACACACUAUUAAUUAGGUCAAUGUUAGUGGGCCUAUUACUGCUUCCAAUUAAUUUCAACUUUCACCACUUGCCCUGUUCUCCCAAAAUCAAUGUCUUCAAAUGAAUCAGUGAACAGAGCAAUAAUCUCAGACUCUCCUUUAUCUGUUUAUUUAUUCAAAAUCACCUUCUUAUCCAAUUACCAAAGCAACUUGACUUGCUGCAGAAGUCGAGUUUGAGUGCAUUCUAGAAUGCCUGCUGUUAUGGCUCGCUGUGCCUAUACAGCCAUAUUCACAUGCAGGGAUUAUAACACUUAAUCCAUGUUUCAUUUGACACACUUCAUAGACACAUAAUUAUGUCAAUAUGGAAAACCUAAAUGUUUGCUUAUGAUUUUGCCUUAAAGGGGACAUAUUAUGAUUUUUCUCUAACACUUCCUUGUGGUCUACUCUACAUAACAUGUGUGGUGGUGCAUAGAUUUUGUUUUACAGACCAUCUUCAAGCCAUUUGCUUACCGUCUCUUCAGAAUGCGCCGUUUUGUGGGCGAUCUUAUUUACGUGCCAAAGCCCUCCUCCCCCAGGACAAGCCACCUUUGACUGUGCCUCCACCCCGUCAGCAAUGUUGUAGUUUUCUAGCACUUCCGUAUCGAGUUUGUGUUAGUUAUCGCCGAAGAAUAACUUGCUAUGUUGCUUAUUGUCGACGCUCUUUAUUUCUCCUGCAACUCACACACCAGCAGUUACUUUUCACUUUCACCCCCCGGACCUUCUUUCUCGAUUUGUACACAUGAACUUGGAUCAAUGCGCGCAUACACAAAACAGUCCCCUGAAUA